AUGGCAACCUACGGUAGAACAAGAACAAUUUUCAUCAUCGUCACAGUCAUCGCCACUAUACUUGUUGUCUCGAUUUUUAUGACUACAUAUGAUAGAAAAGAAAGCACGUCCUACGACAAUGGUGGCGGCCCAGGCGACGGCGAGUCAACCGUGGAGUACUGCGUGAAGCACCACUCGGGUAAUCCGCCUCCGCCAAACCACAAAGAAGGCUGGAGGUCGGAGUAUUACUAUAUUGUUUGUAGAGAUGUGUUUCGCAAUAUUGGCUUAAGCUAUCAAGUAUCAGGUAUAUUACCACCCGACUACGUUAAAGCCAUGAAAAACGUUCCAGAAUUCAAGAAUAAUGAAACGGCCUUGAAUGCUUUUUUUUGCGGCCUUGCCGCCACCUACCGUGGUGUUAGAUGUUGA
Messenger RNA from Ilex paraguariensis (yerba mate), 405 nucleotides. The record is from the annotation of a GenBank genome assembly. NCBI's taxonomy places the organism in Eukaryota, Viridiplantae, Streptophyta, Magnoliopsida, Aquifoliales, Aquifoliaceae.